UUCUUCACGUGUUUGAACACUAGGCCCACUAUUAUUGGACCAAAAAGAAUGGCCCAAUGCGAAAUAUUUGCAUCUCUCUCCUCCACUAAAAAUAAGAAAAAUGGAUAAUCCUCGAAAAAGAUAAGUCCCUAACGACUCAUGCAACAUCCACAAUCUGAAGAAGGUGAAUACCACUGUGUCUCUGUUCUCAACAAGUAAAGCUAAUGAUUUCACUACAUCCCUAUAAAGCCUGUGUUCAAAUUCAAUCAACAUGUCUCUUAAACCCUUCAAAGCUUAUUAGGAGUUACAAAGCAAGGCCAAGGAAGGUAUCAUCACCAACACCAAAUACAAGACAAGUUAAAUGCAGCAAUAGUGGCGGACAACAAGGAGACAAGAACCCCGACAAGAGAACCUUCUUGACACUCGAAGAAGCUGGUUUGGUGGAGAUGUCUGGUUUGAGCUCACAUGAGCGUUUUCUAUGCCGUUUAACGAUAUCGUCUCUAAAUUUAUUGAGAGUGAUAUCAGAGCAAGAAGGGUGUACAAUUGAAGAGCUGAAUGCUGGGAAAGUGUGUGAUUGGUUCCUUAAAGACAAACUCAAAAGGGAGCAGAACGUUGCCUCUGCGGUUCUUCAGUGGGAUGAUUCCGAGUUCAUGUUGUAACCCCCUUCAUUUUCUUUUGCUUUUUUAAGGGAUAAUAAUUAUUAUUAUGUUAGAGAGAGUGUGUGUGUGUGGUAACAGUGUCACUCUUUUUUUUGUUGAAAAGUCUAGGGCCAGCAAUUUAUUGAAUUUUGGCCUAUAUGUAAUCAGCAGAAAAAUAUAAACCAUUAGAUGAAAUUUCACACCAUCAAAUCAUCAUUAGUGGUUAGUUAAUGGCUAGUUAGUUAAUGGCUACAAUCAUAAAAGUUACUGACCCUAGCAUUGUUUAUUUUUUGUUUUUUUGGCAUUGGAUUCUAGUGGCCUGGUAAAAUGUGCCAAGAGUGUCGCUUCUUUGUUACUCAAUAUUUUCGGAUUCGCGAUUACACGUUUUCUGAUAUGGAAUGCUUCUCCUUUGUCUUUCAA
Messenger RNA from Arachis duranensis, 1037 nucleotides. RefSeq lists its product as uncharacterized. The record is from RefSeq and is a predicted model, not a curated record. NCBI's taxonomy places the organism in Eukaryota, Viridiplantae, Streptophyta, Magnoliopsida, Fabales, Fabaceae. The coding region runs from base 204 to 638 and encodes 144 amino acids. The transcript is spliced from 2 exons.